AUGUCCAAAACUAUACGAAAAUGCACCUUAACUCUGAAAGCAUCCUUGCCAACUCCGUCUUUGCUUGAAUUGCGUGCUUUUCAUGCGACACUGGGCGUGGAAGUGCAUCCGCUGAUAUUUCACACGAAUAGGGGCCAAAUUCGAUUCAACGUCUGGGAUACUGCGGGCCAGGAGAAGUUUGGUGGACUACGCGAUGGCUACUACAUCCAGGGUAUGUUUACAGCCUUUAACUGA
Gongylonema pulchrum is the source of this 234-nucleotide messenger RNA. The record is from the annotation of a GenBank genome assembly. NCBI's taxonomy places the organism in Eukaryota, Metazoa, Nematoda, Chromadorea, Rhabditida, Gongylonematidae.